Lytechinus pictus (painted urchin) is the source of this 3011-nucleotide messenger RNA. Its product is annotated as clathrin light chain A-like. The transcript is spliced from 4 exons. Gene Ontology annotation, cellular component: plasma membrane; postsynaptic endocytic zone cytoplasmic component; synaptic vesicle membrane. The record is from RefSeq and is a predicted model, not a curated record. Lineage: Eukaryota; Metazoa; Echinodermata; Echinoidea; Temnopleuroida; Toxopneustidae. Bases 527 to 976 code for a protein of 149 amino acids. Gene Ontology annotation, biological process: intracellular protein transport; clathrin-dependent endocytosis. Gene Ontology annotation, molecular function: clathrin heavy chain binding; structural molecule activity.
GUAUGAUCGAGCGCCUUCGGAACGUUGUUCAUGAUUUUGCCCCCCCAAUCUGAAAAAUGGAUCGACGCCCCUGAAUGAACGUAGUAUUGUAUCAUUAUAUGAAUGGUGUAUUUUGUGAAUAAUUAUUUUAUAGUAGUUUUCAAAGUCAGCACUGCUGCUAUGAAUCGCGUGAUGCAGGUUAGACUGCCAGAGGCGUUCCACUUGUUACUUGUUUAUUUUGUUCGCUUUGCCAUUUCGAUAAAAUAACGUACCUGCACUUUGGCUCAGUAGCAUCAGUAGCAGGUCGAUGUUCAAAUCAAUUAGACUCGUUUGGUCGUCAACACUAUUCCACUGACUUGGAAGAGAGGGUGACCUGUUGGAAAAACGAGUUAAUACUGACUGGACAUCUGGAUUAUUGUUUGGUUUGGAUAAAUUAACUCUAGGGAUCAAAUAAAGGAACAUAUUUUCAGGUGGUGAUGACAGAAUUUUUUAUUUCCUUUCUCUAGAUACAACUCAACAGCAAAAUGACUUAGAUCCUCUUGCUGGUAUGGGUGGUGACAUGGAAAGUGAAAAGCCGGCUGAUGACAUGCAAACAAAUGGACCAACAGACUUGUACUCUGCCAUCUCACAUGCAGACACGAGAGCAAAUGAACCAGAGAAGAUCCGUUUAUGGAGAGAAGAACAGAAAAAUAUACUUGCAAAGAAAGAUGAAGAAGCUGACGAGCUUGAAUUAGAUUGGAAAGAGUCUGCUAAGAAGGAGAUUACAGAUUGGUAUGCCAGGCAAGCUGAGCAAUUAGUCAAAGCAAAAGCGUCAAAUAGGGCGGCUGAGGAAGCAUUCAUCGAGAAACGUGAUGAGGUAACACCGGGUCAGGAAUGGGAACGUAUCGCUGGUCACUGUGAUUUCAAUCCAAAGAACAACAAGAAUCUCAAGGACAUCACACGCUUUAGGUCAAUACUCCUUCACUUAAAGCAAUCAGGUGUUCAGCCCUCCAAAUAAAACAUAUCUAGUCUAGUCAAGAAAUAGCUGUCAACCUUCGUGGCAACUUUGUGUUUAUUAUUAUUCAGUGGAUCAUUUUUUUCCCUCUUUCCAAGAUUUAUUUCCUAGCAGACUGCCCAGGUCACACCCUAUAAGAUGAUCACAGGAACUUAAAAGAAUAUAGAUGUGAUUUAUAGGUUUUGCUUGUUCGGUUCUGAUAAUCUUUUCAGAAUAGCUGUAUCUGAUUUGUACAAAUAAGAUAAAACAGAUACACACCAAACCAUAGCAUUUCUCUAGUGCAAUUUAUAACUUGUCAGAAUUAGAUAGAGAUACAUGCUAACAAUUAAAAAAAAUAUAUAUUUAUCUAUACCAUUUUUUUUCUGAUAUGAUUUUUUCAGAAUAAGAUAUUAUUUUGUUUAGCUGUCACAUUAUUUAAAAGAUAACCAAAGAGUGUCCUGAUACUUUUCAUUCUUUUUUUAUUCAUUUACCCACAAAAAAUAACCGUUUUCUAGUCUUUCCAGGAUGAUAGGGGGUAUUUCAAUAUUAUUUACAAAUUAUUUUGGGGAUUUAUUUGUUGUGAUAUAUUGAAAUAGUUCCUUUUUUAUCACUCUGAGAUGAAUUAUGAUCCACUGAUCUAUGUAUAUUUUUAUAUUAUACAUUCAUUCCUUCUAAUUUGUUGUAAAAUAGUACAAUGAAUCAGUAAUCUUGACCAUUAUAUGGCAAAACUGUCUCUUUCUUAAAAUGACAAUUUUUUUAUCUUUAGCCGCCGAAUUGCUUUCGUAAAUUAGAUAAUCAUAAAACACCAACACCACCGUUUUGCCAUAUUAUGGUCAGUAGUGAUACAAGUCAAUUGAUUUUUUUUUCUUUUUAAAUGUCAGUGCUACUGUUUUGCAUAUUGUAUGUAGUUCAGAGACAUAUUACGAUAGAAUGUUUCUUGAAAUUCAAAUAUAGAGGUUUAUAGCUGUCUAUUAAUGUUUUAAAAAUGUAGAUGCAUGUUUAUCAAAAUCAAUUCCUACUCUUAGUUCAAAUCCUAAAGAUAAUUCAGAUGUUGCUAAUGUCAUGAAUUACAAUUUCAAAACAGAUGUGUGAGAACAAAAGUUCUACCGUAUUUAAAUGAUUUAAAUAAUAAUGAGUUUGGAGAAGAAGAGGAAUGGGACUGGGCUCAAACUUUUCAAUAAUUUAGCAUUCUGUAAUGCACUAAGACCUUCUUUUGUCAAAUGAUAAAUGAUAUUAAGAUAGUUAAAUGUCAAUGCAAUCUAUUAAAAAAAAAUAAUGGAAAUUUUAUUACUCAUAUAGAACUGUACCAUUAUGGUAAUGAAAACUGCCGCUCUUUGGUCGAGAGAUUGCAUGCAUACAACUACACAGACCAUAUAAUCAUGAUUUAUUUCUUAUCAAUGCAUGCAAGUAUAAAAAUGUUGCCCUGAUCUGAUGCAUUUUAAAACAUGGAUUAUUUCAAGACAUGUAGUCUUAAUGCUAGACAAGAUGGCAAAGUUGCACAUUGGAUGCCCACAGGCAAGGAAAAGUGUUCAUACAUUGUAUUUCAGAUUUGAUAUUAUUUUUUAACAUGUACUGUAGAUAAGAUGGAAAAUAUGCUGUUGAUUUCUGGUUGAGGAAAAUAAAUCACAAUAAUGUUCACUGGGUCUUACAUAGUCACAUCUGAUAUUUAAUGUUGUGAACUAUGAACAUACACUGAAAUUGUUCAAGCCCUAUAUCCCAGAGUCUAGUAUUCAAUACAGCUCAUACAUGCAUUACUGUACAAUUAAUGACCAAUAUUUGUUGAUAAAAUGUGACAUUGUAAAUCAUUUAUCAUGUACACUUUCUUUUUUAGCUUCAGUUAUUACACAAGUAAUGCAAGUGUUGGUAUACUUACAUGAAUAUUAAUUCUUGUAUGGAGAAUACCAAGAAUAAUAUUCAUUGAGUAUUGGGUAUCUUAGCUCAUGAAUAUUAAAUAGAUUGCAUUGAUUAUUCAUGAUUGUUUGGGACAGUGAUCAUGGUCAAAGACUGUAAUGUGUUUGUAUUUAUUUGAGAUUGCAUUGAAUAGAAAUGAAUCAUAUGA